Messenger RNA from Chroicocephalus ridibundus (black-headed gull), 781 nucleotides. RefSeq names its product transmembrane protein 234 (gene TMEM234). Lineage: Eukaryota; Metazoa; Chordata; Aves; Charadriiformes; Laridae. The transcript has 5 exons. Bases 1 to 471 code for a protein of 156 amino acids. The record is from RefSeq and is a predicted model, not a curated record.
AUGGCGGCAGCGCUGAGGCAAGAGAGCCGGCCGAUCGCUUCCGGGUCAGAGGGUGCGGCGGACCGGAAAGACGUCACCGUCGCUAUGGCGCCCGUGGGAGAGGCAGUGGCGUUGCUGCUGGUGGCCGUCCUGUGGGGCAGCACAGGGCCAUUCCUGCGGACGGGCGCAGCGGGGCUGGAGGAGGUGCGGCGCCAGGGCCGCCUGCAGCAGCUGCUGGCCGAGAUUCGCUUCCUGGGCCUCAACUACAAGUACAUGGUGCCAUUUCUGCUCAAUCAAGGUGGAUCUCUCCUCUUCUACCUCACCUUGGCAUCCGCAGAUCUGUCCCUGGCAGUACCACUCUGUAACUCCCUGGCUUUGAUAGUUACACUGGUGACUGGGAGGAUUCUGGGAGAGGACAUCGGUGGUGAAAGGGCUGUGGCAGGAAUGCUGCUCACCGUCCUAGGAGUCACGCUCUGUGUAGCUGGUUCAUGAACAAGACACGGUGAGAAGCAGCGGAAGGAACCUGUUCAAAGGUAACCCCUGUGGCUGAAGGGGGAGCUUCUGGCUCAGCAGCUUUGGCUCAGUUGCACUUAGGAAGCUGUAUUUUGACACAAGGAUGUCAAAAAAUGUGAAAGUGUGGACUGUAUUCCCUGAGCACCAGGGUGGAACAAGGCAUGUUGCAAGGACAUCCUGUUUAAUUACUUCAGUUAAGGAAUUUUUUUGUCUGUGUGUUUCAAGGCAAGGAGGAUUGAAUUGUCUUGUUCAGCACCGGAGGGAUAAUAAAUGGUUAAUAAAUUGUUCA